This is a messenger RNA of Amoebophrya sp. A25, 10175 nucleotides long. The record is from the annotation of a GenBank genome assembly. Lineage: Eukaryota; Dinophyceae; Syndiniales; Amoebophryaceae.
AGCCCUCACACCGCAGCUCCUUUUCUUUUCAUUUUCGACCGAAAUUUGUUCUCUUCCCAAUGUAAUUCCCUGUUACCUCUCUCUUCCCAUUCUUUUUGGUAUUUCUUCCUCCUGCUUAUUAUUGUUUCAUGAUAGCUUUCCCUGCGAAUAGAAUAUCUAGAAACUACUCAAAUUUUUUUGUGGUAACUCUAUGAAAUUAAACACGUGCACUCAGACGCACGCGAUUAUGAAUGAAUGGCAUCACCACGAAUGAGAUUCCGUGUAUUGAGUAAUACAUUUUACCCGCUAACAAAGUUGAUGUCGUCGAUGAAGUGCGCUAUCGUGGACGCGGACCACGUCCGUUCUAGCUGUAGGCGCGCAGAAGAUCGCCCCAUCACGCUCAAAAAUGAAAGGAUGACAGAGGAAGAACGAUGUUAGUCUGUCUGUGGGUGACGGGCUUCGUGCUCGCCAGCGUCCUGGUGCGCUACGCGCCACGAUGUUGCAGCGGGUGUGUGGAAAUGCUCAGAAAAAGGUGGUUUUGGCUCUUUUUCUGGACACAGGUUUUUUUCCUAGUUCGAGAAUGGAUCAUCAUAUCUCUGUUGUCGGAAAGUGGAUGGACAAUACUGCUGAUGGCUUCGCAUGUAGCAAUGGCUUUCGUAGCAUUAGUGACGUUCGCGGAACUGUGGCAGCUGAGUCAUCUGAGAAAAUACAGUCCGACGGCGAUUGUUAUGAAGAAUUGUCUUUAUUUUCGUAAAGGUAGUUACUAGUUAUAACUGUAGUACCAUCAAAUAGAGUUUGGCGUUGAUUAUAUUGAUCUAAGUUUCUACAAAAGAACGUUUUUCGACACUCCUGCCCCCUCAUUGAUGACCACUUGUUCUCCUGCUUCUCCUCUAACGUGCACCAAAUUCUCGACAUGGUUUUACUGCCAUCGAACUACGGUUUAUUGAUGGCACACACGGUUCGUAUUCUUGGGGAAAUCGGAAUUGGAUCACUGCUUGACGACUACUUGCGGGACAAGAGCAGCGGUUCAUCUAGUGGCAGUGCCUUGUCUGCGGGUGCUGGUGUUGGCAGUGGCGGUGGUGAUGCUGUUGCUGGUGGCCCACCCAAUGAUGUCAGUGCUUCACCACCAAACUUCAUGAUGUUUAAUCCUUUUGUUCCUCAGCAUGGCACAUCAAAUAAUGGAUCAUUAUAUCAUGCAGGAAUGCCAUUGUACACGUACGGAGGAUCCUCGUCAUCGACAGCUAGUACUUAUAGCCUACCAACAGGACCACAUCAAUACGUUCCACAAAACGAUCACUAUUUCUACAAUAGUGAAUGGCACCAGGGAAGACGACAAUACAUGCACGAUCUGAGACAACACUGGCUUGGAGGGGAUGAGAGCACAGUGUCUUCAUCUGCAGCAGGAGGACAUGGGUUGUAUUAUGGCGGAAGUGGAACUAGUCCAAGUGUAGGUGGAACUUCAACAUCAUCAUCCAGUUCUUCAUCUCCGAGCUUCCUCACUCAAAUAGCCAGUACCGUGCUCAAUAGCUUCCUUUUCCAAGAUUCCUUCGUCUACUACACCAACCACUUCAACAACCGGCCACCGCCCUCAUCUUCCUUUCCUUCGUUUCCAACGACAGCUACGCCUCAAUCGUGGAAUGCGAACUCCCUCAACAACGCCUGGUCAGCAACGUCAUUCGGCGGAGUGCCUGAUGACUACUUUGGGUUAUACCAAGAUCGUGGACCUGUUGUUAGCGAUCAUGUUAUGGGUACCGUCAACCCAUCUUUUACUCUAAUAUCUUUUAGCCAGUUCCUUCAUCUAGGAACAAGAUGUUCUAAAUAAAGAUAGGUAGUUGGCGGUAGUACUUCUAAUAAUGUGGUGCUCCAGAGAAACGAAGAGAUCAACACGGCAAGGCUAGCGGUUGCCGAUAUGACCAUCCAAACAGCCGAUAUCUGGGAAGCUUGGGCUCUGUGGAGUGUCUUGAAAAUGUUUACGACCAUUGUGGAUAACGUAGCGAAAGCAGCAGCGAGACGGAAUGCUCAGCAACUAGAGGCGAUGAAGAACAGCAGAACUAAAACAGGACAGGAACGGUCAGGAGGAGACGAACAUUGGACCAUAUCAAAUACGGAUCAAGGUGGAUUUUCUGGAGGCGAAGCAGAUGUGUCAGCUCGCACAACACAGCGUGAUCGCUUACGUGGUGAUGGCUCUGGUGGUGGUAAUUUGCAACGACCUUUGCUGGACUCCAACAGAAACAGUCCCAAUACAGAGGAUGAAGCGGAUUUUGGCACUGGAAACAAAGGCAGUAAAGAUAGUACAGCAGGAGGAGCUUCAUCAUCUACUGGAGAUACAAAUGCCGGAGCUCCUGGAGGUUUCUUUGCCAGGCUCUUUGGUCGGCGGGCAGCGGAUGAUGGUGGUACCACUACGGGCUCCGCUCCAGGAACAGCAAAUAGAAUAGAAGGCGACAACCGGACUGGCGGACCGACCGGCGUAGCGGCAGUGUUGCCGAAUCCAUCCCUCGCGGAUCGUGCGGUGACGUCGUUCCAGCGCUUCUGCCUAGCUGUUUUACAGCUCUACGUGCUUUUUAGCAUGCUCUCGAAUAUCCUGGAGGUCAUGGUGAAGGGCAUCCUGGGCAUCCAUUUUCCAACCUUGUGCCCUUACAUAUUGCAGACCUGCGAAUACUCCUGUAUCACGUUUUGUUAAGGCUGGCAGUAGUGGGUUUUGAGUUUGUUCAUCGUAAUUUAAAAAUGGUUGAAGAAGCUGUGUCAUCUCAUCUGUGUCUAAGAAACGACGAGGCUUUCGCAGCCUGUAGUUUCGUCGCCACAAAACAGAAUAAAUAAUUUUCAUCGAUUGCCGUCUAAUCCGCGGACGACAAUGUCGGACCUUACCAAGCCUUGAUCAUUUCACUGCUCUGCACAGCCGCUAUCUACUGCGUAUUCGUCUUUGAAGGCGCCUUCCAUGGAGAGCUGUCGCUUCUAGACCCUUAUUGGAAGUUUUUUGGCGUCAAAGGCGUAGUAUCCGUUACCUGGACACAGUGGCUGGUCAUUCGCUACGCCAUCUUUGGGUUUUACUUGCAGUUUGAAGCUUACUACUUCUACGCCUUCCUUUGCGUUAUGGAAAUCCCCAUUCUUACAAUCAUCCACGCCUUCUUCGCCUAUCCAGUGAACAACAUCUAUCUGAGCGUAUCACCGGAAGCCGCGAAAAAGUUCCUCUUGGAGCAGUCACAGGCAAUGCAGCGAGCGGAAGGCAAAGCACCUCCGGGGCCGCGGAAGUCGUCGCGUCCUAGGAAUAAUUAUCUUCGCGCUGCUGGAGGAGGUAGUAGAAUUGGCGUACCUGCUUCUACCGGAGGGGCUUUCGUAGGUGCGACAUUCUUGACAAAAUCUGCCACUACAUCAGGGUCUCCAUCAGAGAUGCUGCCUUCACCCUACGGUCAUUUAGAAAUAGAGAAUAUGGCGCCAGCAGCUGGCGCUCGAAAUUCCAUUGGGGGAGUUUUGCCAGCCUACCCACCAGCAGAGCUAGGGAAUUACGUAGUCGCUGGAAGCAAUCUGUCCCUGGCACAGCCAUCGUCUAGUGGUUCAGCCGGUAACAACAAUAGACCAAAUGGUUCUGCAGUGGGUGGUUUAGGUGGAGGAACUUACGACGGGGGUGGAACGGCUGACGAGGGAGGAUAUUAUUACUAUGGGGCUGAUCCUUACGGGGAGUCGGGAAUUAGUGCUCGUGGUGAUGAAGACGCGGAUGCUUCACGGCCAGUCGUACCUCUGCGACAGUACGUGUAUCAAACUGUGAUGUCGCGACCGGAGGAGGACAUAAGAGCUGCUCCUAACAAGAAAAUCGUCUUCGCAACCGACAGCUGGAUUCGAUAUUUGAUAGAAACAAGUACGCCACUGAGCAAUAGGCCAGGUGGGAGCAGCACUGUUAGGCUACGGAAACGUGGUCUUAGUUUCGUUCGACCACCGGACAGAGCAACGACGCGAACAUUCAACGCGUUUGACGUUGGAGGCAACAACUUGUCUGCGAGACAACGAAGCGGGAGUAUCCCUAGAAGAUCUGGUGCACCAGGGCCACGACAGGUGGUGCCACAGUUAGCUCUAGCAGGCGUAACUUCACUACCUGCGGAUACAGCGGCCAUAUUAUCAUCCGCUUCUAGUGGCAAGGGAGGAAGCGGGUCUGAGGAAGUGAUGAGUGAGUUUAUUUACCAGCAAGGACAAGGAGGUCCUUGUUCGACUACAUCAGGAGGUGCAGGAGUAUCAAAAGGCUCAUCAUCUUCUACAUCAGGAGUCAAUAAGCCGUUUGUCGUUAGUCCUCGAACCAACAUGGUAGGACCUAUCAUCAUGGAUGCUGGCAGCUCAAGCGCUGUUUCCUCCGACGAAGAGGAGGAGGAAAAGGGAGACUCACAUGUAGUUGUCAAGAACCGGUUAGCGUCAGGAAUCGAGGACGAGACUUCAUGCUUGGGCCGUGUUGCAUCUUCAAUCAUCGGUGGUGUUGUUUGCGCCCCUUGUCGGUGCAUUCGCAGACGUGUGCCUUGCCUGGGAGGUGGUGCGGACGAUUCCACAGGUACAUCGGGAGAGCAGGCAACGCAUUCGGCAUCAUCUUCGGCUACCAGUCUCAACAAAAGCGGGGGUCCUUCUCUAGCAGGUCAAACACCCUCUUUCACUUAAGGGUAGGUUAAAGGUGCUUUUCUUACCGCUUUUUAUGCCUCUCCUAAGGGAGAAAGGCAUAAAAAGCGGGGUAUUAAGCGAGCACCAAAAACCUACCUCUAAUUCACCUCUGCACGGGGUGGAGCCAUUGUGGGGGAAUCUGCAUCCUCAUCCUUUCCAGGAGGUGGAGGUGGAACAGAUAGAGAUAGUACGUUUCCGACUCCUGCAGCAGCCGGAGGUCGACUUGUACCUGCCGGAGGAAAAUCUACGCCAGGCCUCGGAGCGAAUUUGUUGUCUUCUGCUAGAAUGAGAUCCGAUUCCAAUGGCUUAGUCUCUUCGGCUGGAGGUGAGCAAAACACUACCUCAGCUGCUGUUGACACCACAACCUGCUACGAACGGGUGGUCACAGCACGGCGGCUCCGCAACUGCCGAAAGUGCAUCAAACGGACCAUCAUUUUCUUAGCUGUGAUGUUCGUGAGUCUGCUAUUCAUGUUGUGGUCACUGAAAGCUGACAAUCGGCAGGACGUAGGAACGGUGUUCUGGUAUACAGUAAACUGCGUUGGAAGCUUUCCGACAUUGCCUCACACCUCAAUACUCGGCCAUGAGCAAAGCGCCAUCUGUUCCCGCACGCCUCUAGCCUGCCAUGUGGGCUACCGCGGUCAGCCCAGUGUCACUUGCGAUCCUAGCCUUGCUUUUCGCGUGGAAGGUACGUGUACGGUAGUCGGCUGUGGCGCGCCACCUAGGAUACCGAAUGCUAGUCCGAUCUACAAGGUUAGCUCUGACGACAACGGGAACAACGGGAUCCACUCUGGAGACCACCAACUAACCAGAUUGCAAGACGGAUACAACAGUUUGAAUGACAAGUUUGUCUGGAAUGCGGGUGAAAUCGUGCACUACACUUGCAAUCCGGGAUAUACUGGGUCGGUGCAAGCGAGGUGUAGUCCUUCAGGUGCGUUUUCGAUUGAAGGCAGCUGUGAGCUAGUCGGUUGCGGGGUGCAUCCUCCACAGUUGGAACAUGCGAAAGCAAUAGCUGGUGGCAACCGACACGGGCACUCACGACCAAAGGGGGACCACGAUCAUGAUGAUCUUCAAGGAACAGGACACCAGAUUGCAACAAGCGUCGCUGCACAAUUACCGACUCCUGCUUCUCCUCCAAUUUGGCAGUUUCCUCAAGUUGUAAUAGCUCAAGAUGAGAAAGUAGUAGAAGAGUCGAACUUAGAGUCGAACUUAGUCGAGGACAAGAAGGAGACAUGGUCAUCGUCAUCGAACGACGUCGUGAAUGAACAAGAGAAAGAGCCUGUUGAAAUUCAGAUCGAUCAGAGGACUAAAGACCAAACAUCUACUUCAUCACCUAGCAGAAGUCAAGAUGUCAGAGAUGAAAAAACAAGUUCCGGAGCGACAGCUUCAACAUCUUCAUCAUCUGCAGAAGACGCAUCUUCCAGAGCCGCAUCAGCUGGUGACGAUAUUCCGUCAAAAGGGAAGAUGCACGGCCAUUCAGAUUCAUCUCCUGAUGGUGAUAAAAGGAAGAAGGACACCAGUAGAGAAAAUGACGACUCAUUUACUUCCAGUACCGGUACUAGUUCAUCUUCUACCAAAGACGUAGAUUAUAAAGAGGGCUCACCCGUGACAAACGGCACCGUGACUCUAAAAAAGUCGUAUGCAGGAGAGCGGAUAGUGUUCGAGUGUGAGAAUGGCUAUACAGGCGCUCCAGUCGCAGAGUGCAGGAACGACGGGCAUUGGAUUACCACAGAUCAGUGCAAGCUCUUCACGACAACAUUAGGUUGUCAUUGCCUACCCCAGUGGAUAUCCUGUGACGACUCUCUGCUUGGCACAGAUUGCUACCUGAACUACGGAUGCAAGCAUGCUGGGUAUUCUACUUUUUACUGCUAAAUUCUUGUAGACAGUUUCGAAGUGCUGUGGCCAGCUAAUUAUUAUGGUAGUAUUUUAGAGUUUUUGACUCAACUCUGGUAGACAGUUUCGAAGUACUGUGUUGACCACUGCUUGUAGCUUUCACUGUUGUCUGCUCUGAUUGCAUCAUCGGCCCCGCUUCUUCUAUUGUGCCCAACCAAACACCUUCAGCGCCUCUUACCAAUGGUGCCGUGUCGAUCCAGCUUCGUGCCCGCUGGAGAGCGCUGUUUCUUUCCUCAGCUUUAAUCUUUUCCCCGGCUGGGACUAUUGUGUGGACACAGAAGAGCGUCCCAACGACGAAAACAACCGUAAAAGCGUUGACAGCAUCGGCAUUGACCCAUUGCGUGCUGCGGCAGACGCUGUACCGCAUGAGGGGUUCCUCUUAGUUGUGCCAGCUUUGGUGUUAAUGGCAGUGUUGCUCAUCGGAUGUUUCUUCUAUGGUGCUUCUAGGAACCACGAAAGUAUUCGAGGAAGUGUAGGAGUGUUUGGCUUCGGAGGCGACCGUGAUGGAUUUUCAGCACUAUCAAGUCCGUUGUUGGACGGCAGGGACACGCUGGAUGGAAGUGGUAUAAUAGAGAUUUCCAUAAUAAAUAAAAUAUUUAUCAGAAGUUGAAUUACAUUUCUUCAGUGUUAAAAUUUUUCAAGAAACUACGUUGCAUCUUCAAUCAAAUUCAUCUAAGUACUAGAAGUAAGUAGAAGAAGAGGAAGUCUUUCUUCACCGCAAAACCUUCUUCUAAGCUAAUGAUCUUUUGAAUAAAACAGCGCUUUCAUCACCCGGCGAAAGUGCCUCACCAGCUGGACAUAUGUCGGUUCUGCUCCAACAUCCUCGUGAGCUUGGGGAAAGCAGCGAGAAGCUUCAGGGACUUGAGCAAACCCAGAAGGCCCCAACUGCCUAUGGUGGGAGGAUAGAGCAGCAUCGUGUUCGGAGUCCCGCGCCAGUCAGAAGUCGUGUUUGGAGCUUGUUUUCGCCUUGGAGCAACGACGACUCACCUGAAACGUCGCGACAAAUAGCGGAGAGAAUCCUGCUGCCUCCACCAAGCUCGAACGCAGCGGUUCAAGGUGUAGUGGAUCUCGCUGAGCCUGCCCCACAGCAUCUGCAGCAAAUGCAGCAACAACUAUUUCCACCUCAGAGCAGCAGACGAGUCGAUGAGGAGGAGCAGCAUACACCACCGAAUCAUUAUCAACGCGACCAACAAGAUGCUGAAGAUCAGGUCGACAAUAUCGAUGCACUACUCAGGAAACAGCAGCAGGACUACGAUAGAAACAUCCUACAACAAGCGCAGAGAUUGCAAAACGCAUAUGAGCAGUUCGAUAUGGAAGCUUGGGACCGACAGCAUUUGCCAGAAGAAUUAGAUCCACAGCACCAUAGAAGUAGAGACGAGCAUCCGCCAAGCUCCUCACAGGCUCCUAGAAGUGUGAUCGUACCAGCAACGUCGCCAUCUAGGAGUAUUCCUUCUAGGUCUCCUGACGGUCGUGCUCGCCCAGUCGUUGAUCAAGCUUUAAUAGCUUCUGCCUUACAACAAGACUUUGAGUAUGAUAGGCAUCUUCUAGGAGAACCACCUGCGCGUAGUGUAGAUGCACGAGAACCGAAAGUGGUUUCCAGUGCAGUGACGAGUGGUGGAGGAGUUUUUGAUGGGGAUGAAGAUUAUUCUGCUGUUGGAUAUGGUUUUCAUGAGCCUCCAAGUAGGAGCUACCUUCCUCCAAGUAGUGCAACUGAAGCACAACUUGAUAAAGAAGCAGACGAGGUGGACCAUCUUCAAGUAGAAGAGCCUCUUUCAGCAACUGCAAAAAGACUAGGUGGAGUAGCGGAAGGGAACGCUAUGGAAAUAGGUGAACAACAAGAAGACGAAGUAAACAACUCUAUUGCAGCUCGCGUCGCAGCCGCUCCGAGUGCCUCAGCCACGACUCGUCUCAAUGAACAGCGAAAACAGCAUCCACAUGAUUCCUUUUCGUCCAGUAUGCCUUUGCCUGAUGUGCUAGGCGAAUUACCUCCAGGACCAGGAACUGUUUCGGCGGGACUUUUGGAUGUGAAGUCAAGUCCUCCACCUCCUGGAGAGCGAGAGUAUACUGGUGAUGUUGAGACUUCAUCACCACACACGAAAAUUAAGGCUCAGCUUUCAAUGGUCAUUGGGGUUGGUCACUGAGAUUCCUCUUGAGAGAACAGGGGAAAAUGAAGGAAAAGCAAAGGGAGAGGCUUGGUGCCCAUUUCUUUCAGAGUCAGUGACCAUUGAAUGCUGAGCUUUAAGAAAAAGUCGUCAUCUCCACCACCGCCAAGAAUACCAAUAACGCCACCACCUGUCGUGGGCAGAGUGAGUGCCGGUGCUCCUCGGAUUGUUGAGAUUCAAAAUGAGGAGAACACGACAACACCAAGAGCAUCCAUAUCAUCUUCGCCGACUACUACGGCUGUUUUUAGUCUUGAGAGGAAGGAAAAGCCAUCGGUUCUAUCCGCGACGAGAGGCACCAGUGCUCUGAAAAAAAGCGCAGAAAAUAGUACGUCGAAAUCCUCCAGCAAGAAGAGUGGGGAAGAAUCGCCGCAACAGGACCGAGCAACUUCAUCUCGCGCGCUGUCAGCAACCUCCUCUCGUGGUUUGUCCAGUCAGUCAUCCAUGGGCUCUUCUGGUGGUGUAUCUGCUAAGGGUGGAGGUGAAAUAAAGAAGAACCUAGGACGGAUCAAUUCUUUUGGGAAUCAACCUCCACGGUCAGGAGUAGCAAAUUCUUCUGUAGGCAAAGGUAGCAGGACAGAAGAAGCGACGGAGACGACAGGAACUCAGGGUAGCACUAGUGGUAAAAAAGGUAGUGGAAUGAAGGGAAGAAAAAGGUAGCAGAAAUAGUACCGCUUAUCAAUUUUUGAAUCAUCUUUGAGUUCUUCUUGUUUUUAAUUCAUUGUCCCACUUACUGAAUUCGCUCACGACUUUCUACAGAGCUCGCUCACGCUUAGAAAUUGUCCUAUCAACAACAAGUAACCGAUGUGAUUUCAAAUUCCAAUUUGGAGAAUUACCCAUUAAGAGAGACUAAAACGAAACAAACUGCAUGUGCAAUAGAUAGAGCACGGCUGAUACUUUUUGAGAUUGAUACGCAAGCAGCACAUGAACCUCAAUUUACGUCAUUCUAGAGCAGUCCGUAGUUCGAACGACAAUCACAAUAAGUUGUAUCUCACAAUACAAGGACAUCGUGCGCGCAAGUGCCAAAGGGGCCCUGACUAGCUGUGUCAAGUUUUACAACGUAUCUACUAUCAUCAUUUGUUCUUGUAUGAAACCAAAAUAUGUUGUCAUUAUCAAGCUUCUCAAUUAGAAAAGAGCGAUAAUGAUAACAGAUUUUCUUUUCAUAUCUUGCAUUCAACACGACUUCAACUAGAUUUUGGAUCGAAAUGAGACCAGUCUAGUACAUCACCAGUGACUGCCAGCACGACGCUAAUGAAAAUUUACGUUCCUACUCCUGCAUCCAUCUUCUUCUUCAGCAGUGAAUCAAGCAACAAAAUGAUGAAGGUUCUAGACUUCAUGAACAAGAUGAUCGAGUUCGAAACGACCCGUCUCUCGUUUCCCGCAACCGCAAUAUGUGCUGUAACAUGUUGUGGUAGGGGAAACAGACGAGGGGAAACGGACGAAGGUAAUGAACAACUCGACAGCAUAUAGUCAAGCUCAUGGACGUACUAGUGUCGCACUAAAUUCAUGCAC